AUGGCCGCAUCCAAACGUUCCACUCGAUCCACCGCCUCCAAGAAGUCCUUCAUCUCCAUCCCGAAGAUUUCCACCCCGAAGAUUGAUUUCUCCAUGAAAACGAACGCGCAAAAGUUCCUCUUCUUUUCCGCGUUUACCGUCAUCGCGUACGGGUUCGCCGCGCUCUUCGCGCCGUGGGAGACGUUCGGGAAGCUCUUGAUGCCGAUUCUUCCGGCGUCUGGCGUCACGGAGAAGUCGUUCUCUCAAUGGAAGGAGGUCUUUGCCACUUUUUCGUUCGGAUGGGCGGUCGGGAAAAUCGUCGCGGCUUCUUCGUCGCAAAAAGCGACCAAGUUGUUCUGCCAAUUGAACUCGCUCCCGAUGACGUACUUCGUGUAUUGUUGCCACAAAGCGCAAACGUUCGACUGGCCGACGUGGGCGUUGUUUUUGACAGCCUACGUGUACUUUGGGUACUUGGCCAAGUAA
Bathycoccus prasinos is the source of this 462-nucleotide messenger RNA. RefSeq lists its product with no specific name. Bases 1 to 462 code for a protein of 153 amino acids. The record is from RefSeq and is a predicted model, not a curated record. Lineage: Eukaryota; Viridiplantae; Chlorophyta; Mamiellophyceae; Mamiellales; Bathycoccaceae. The transcript has a single exon.